CCCGGCGCCCGCGAUCCUUGAGCUGACCGCUCCUGUCAAGAAAUGCCACCCGCGAUGCGCCAGAGCUAUCUUCCCAUAGCUUUCUAAACCAGGAACCGCACGAUCGCUAAGCAGCCUCCAUCCAUUACGAUGUCUCUCUCGAAGCAUAUCUUCCAGCCGUGCCGCACGCCCCAGCAAUUAUGGCGACACACCAUCUCUCGCAGAAGAAUACAGCGAUCGCAAGCUCGCCAAUUCAGCCCAUCUAGCGCAGUCGCGGCCAGCUCGGUGACAGGGGCGGCUGAAGCAGAGAUCCAAGCUGCUCACAAAUACUGCUCAAGUCUUCUUCUGAAAUACGAUCGCCCCUCAUACACCCUAAGCACCUUCAUCCCGCGAAAUGCGCAAACAUUCUACACUGCCCUCCGGGCGCUGAACGUCUCCCUCUCCACGAUCCCCGAUACCACCUCAUCCCACACGAUCGGACUCAUGCGACUCCAGUUCUGGAGAGAUGCCGUCGCCAAAGCCUUAUCCGGCUCGCCCCCGAAAGAGCCCAUCGCUAUCCUCCUGGCCUCCGCGAUGUCAGACCUGCACGAGAGAACGCAGGGUCGCGCACGUAUCAGCAAAGGCUGGCUUAAUCGGAUGAUAAAUGCGCGCGAGCAGACCCUGGUGAAUGAUCCGUACACGAAUAUUGCGGCUCUGGAAUCAUACGCCGAAAACACCUACUCAACACUGCUAUAUUUGACCCUGUCGGCCUUGCCAAUGACCUCCGUCACGGCAGAUCAUGUGGCAUCGCAUAUCGGUAAAGCAGCUGGUAUUGCAGCGGUGCUCCGUGGUCUGCCACUGGUAGCAUUCCCGGCUGCGACUCACAAUCGCCCUGACCAGGCUGGUACUGGUACGAUGCCGGGGGCAACAAAGCAGGGGGCUGUGAUGCUUCCUCUCGAUGUGAUGGCCCAGGCAGGCGUGAAGGAAGAAGACGUGUUCAGACUAGGCGCAGAGGCUCCGGGGCUCCGUGAUGCCGUGUUUACAGUCGCUACUCGGGCCAGUGAUCACUUGAUCACCGUACAGCAGAUGCUGAGCAAUCUCCACGCUGGCCAGGAUGUGGGCCAUGAGUUCGAGCAUGAAGGCGAGGAGGGCCAUGAAUACAACUUGCCGGAUCAGUUCAAGGACCAGCAGACUAAAACGCCAUUAGAUGAGGUGAACCAAGCCUUUGGUGUUUUCAUGCCUGCCGUUGCAACGCGGCUCUGGCUGGACCGGCUGGAAAGUGUUGAUUUUGAUAUCUUCCGCCCCGAGCUUCUCCAGUCCGACUGGAAGCUUCCCUGGAAGGCUUAUCUAUCUUUUCGGCGGAAGACGCUCUCAUGAGGAGCUUUUUCAGCCGACCUAUAUGUACCAUCAUGACUAUAGAGCUUUAAUGGGUCUUCUUGUGUAUAAACACG
Molecule: messenger RNA, 1409 nt
Organism: Aspergillus heteromorphus CBS 117.55
Lineage: Eukaryota; Fungi; Ascomycota; Eurotiomycetes; Eurotiales; Aspergillaceae
Exons: 2
Coding region: 130-1335 (401 amino acids)
Biological process (GO): biosynthetic process; mitochondrial respiratory chain complex I assembly
Cellular component (GO): mitochondrion
Source: RefSeq, a predicted model, not a curated record